This is a messenger RNA of Rhipicephalus sanguineus (brown dog tick), 597 nucleotides long. RefSeq names its product glutamate receptor ionotropic, delta-2. Gene Ontology annotation, cellular component: membrane. The record is from RefSeq and is a predicted model, not a curated record. The transcript has 4 exons. Gene Ontology annotation, molecular function: ligand-gated monoatomic ion channel activity. Lineage: Eukaryota; Metazoa; Arthropoda; Arachnida; Ixodida; Ixodidae. The coding region runs from base 1 to 597 and encodes 198 amino acids.
AUGGGGAGAAUCUUUGAGGAAAAUUGGUGGCUGUACUUCUCGGCCAUGUUCAUGGAAGCGGCAACGCGCACGCCCCAAGGCACGCCGGGACGGCUGGUUCUCGGCGCAUGGUGGUUAACCGUGCUUGUUCUGAUGAACGCUUUCACGGGGCACAUGAAGGCCACCAUGAUGCUUUUUCCUGAACCGGAGCGCAUCGACAGCUUUAAAGAUUUAGGUCGGCGCACUGACAUUCGCCCUUUUCUUUGGAAAGGAGGAGCCUAUGAAAACCUCCUCAAGAAAUCAUUGGACGUCGAAGAGUACCGCAAGGUGUGGCACUUGAUUGUUACUCAUGACGGCCUUCGGGAAGCCAAGCACCUGUAUGAUGAUGAAAACCUUCGAGAAGUUCUGGAGGGAAAGGCGGUCAUCGUGAGCGACUACACCACGACCCUAUACCAUGCCUCCCAAACCUGCCGCCGCCGCCUCGCAGCUGGAAGCUACUACUUCGCUAAGGAGCCCACAUUUUCCACAAAGCUGUCAAUGGCAGUAAGCAGGAGUGUGAACCCGGAGCUCUUUCAGCUUAUCAAUGAAAGAGUCCAAGGCUCAGUCAUUGUCGCAUGA